UCUAACUGGACACUGUUGUCCAUUAACACUGAAAAAGAGAUUUAAUGCAAACAGACCAAAAGGGUGUUACAGAAAUGGGAAAUGCUGCAUUGGAAAUGAGGGGGAGUGUGUAUGAGUGUGUGUGUGUGUGUGUGUGUGUGAGAGAGAGAGAGAGAGAGAGAGAGAGAGGGAGAGAGACUGAGUGAGGGAGGGAUAGGGAGAGAGGGUGGGGGUGAGAAAGACAGAGGAAAGCUACAGCAGUCACAUACAUACAACAGACUCUCAAGGAAAAAUCUACUCACUCUUUCUCUCUUUAUAUCUCCCUUCUCUGGGUCAAUGUAUCUUCUAUACUUCUAAUCAUCUAUCUCCCAUCAUUGCUUCUUUCCUCCUUUCUUUUUUCCUUCUCAGACUUAAACUUAGUAUUGAUACUAUUGAUCUUUUUAAUGAAUUCUUAACACAGCCCCCCCCCUUUCAUUCUUCCCCCUCUUUCUCCCUUCCUUUCUGCCUCUCCUUCUCCCUCUCUUUUUCACCACCUGUUAGUGCAGACCCCUUGCUCUGGGAUUCAUUUGCUUAUGAGGGAGUUGUACACUCACGCUAUCACAAAGCUCUAUGACGGUGCGCAAGGGAAAGAAACUGACCAUCUCCAUCCAGGAACACAUGGCCAUCGACGUCUGUCCUGGCCCCAUCCGGCCAAUCAGACAGAUCUCCGCUUACUUUCCACGCCUCUCUCCCACCUCCUCAAUCUCUGAGCCCCUCUCCCCUAAUCCAGCUGGCUUUCCAUCGGCCCUCAGCCCAGGGGGUGGGGCCUCGAUGGCAAGUAGUGGUGGCCUGUUGUCUCCUGUGUUGCCAGGAGCAACAGGGGUAGGGGGUGGUGGAGGUGGCACGCUGUCUUUGAUGAGCAGUGUGGAUACGUCCAUUGAGGUUGACAGCUGUGACAGUGAUGACAGUACUUCUCUUGGUACUCUGGAGUUUGAUCUGCUGUAUGAGAGGGCCGCCAGUUCUCUGCACUGCACUGUGAUCAGAGCUAAGGGUCUAAAGCCAAUGGAUUUCAAUGGUUUAGCUGAUCCCUAUGUCAAAUUGCACCUGCUUCCUGGAGCCUGCAAGGCAAAUAAGCUGAAGACCAAGAUUGUGCGCAACACUCUGAACCCAGUGUGGAAUGAGACUCUGACCUACUGCGGCAUCACUGAGGAGGACAUGUACAGAAAGACACUGAGGGUGUCAGUCUGUGAUGAGGACAAGCUGACCCACAACGAGUUUAUAGGGGAGUCACGGGUGGCACUGCGUCGAGUGAAGCCAGACCAGACCAAACACUACAACAUCUGUCUCGAGCACCCCCCUCCGCUGCCCUCCCCCUCUGCUAUGAGUGCAGCACUCAGAGGGAUCUCCUGCUACCUGAAAGAGUGGGAAAGUGAGCAGCAGAGGAGUCUGGAAGAGAGGGGACGCCUCCUUCUCUCCCUGCAGUUCCUGUGUGCAUCCAGCGAGGGAGACAAUGACGGACAGCCCGCAGAGGGGAGGCGCAAUGGGCUGUGUGUAGGGGUCCGCCGCUGCGCACACCUGGCCGCCAUGGAUGUCAAUGGCUUUUCUGACCCCUAUGUCAAAACGUACCUGAAGCCAGACCUGCACAAGAAAUCAAAACAUAAAACUGCCGUCAUAAAAAAGACCCUGAACCCAGAAUUUAAUGAGGAGUUCUUUUAUGAGAUUUCUUUCUCAGAUCUGUCCAGUAAGACGCUAGAAGUCACUGUUUGGGACUAUGACCUAGGGAAGUCCAAUGACUUCAUCGGUGGGGUGUCUUUGGGCUGUCACUCACAAGGAGAUGCACUCCGCCAUUGGGUGGACUGUUUGAAGAACAAAGGCAAGAAGGUGGAGAGAUGGCACACACUGACCAAUGAGCUACCGGGAUCAAUUUACCAUGACUAACAUGGCUGAAGGCACUGUAUGACUCUUGUCUGCAGCGCCUUUCAUAGGUUGGACAGCUGAUGAGCAUGAAACAAAACAACUGGUGGACUGAAAGCGGUAGGGUAAUCUGUACAGGGAUUCAUUUAAUGUGAUCAUAGUAGAGUGCAAUCUUUAUAUUGUGCAUCCUGCCCCAUUACCAUUCAAUCCUUUUGCUUAUUGGUUUUUCUUUAUCCAACAUCUUGCAUCUUGCAAUUCCCCUCACUACCUACAGUAGUUAUUUCGUUUUUCUCUUACGUGCAAUAAUAUAUGAUUGAACAAUGCUUCCAAAAUAAUUCUAAGUGGUCUUAAAAUUAAAUAUAUUGUUAUUAAGACAAAUUACCAUGAAAAGCUGCCCAUAUUUGGUAAUCUGUUUAUUAAUAAUAACAAUUAUAAAAAUUUGUUCUUCCAUGUUGAGUGUUUCUAUGUGAAAUCUUGAAAAAUAACUUUGCAUGUUAAAAUAUUACAACUGUGUUAUGUCUUCCUAUUCCCUACUCCCAGCCCAUGUACACAUUUUCUUUAGAGCAAGCUGUGAGCACACCCCACAAUGUCUUUCGCAGAUGAUAGCAGGACAUACACCACUAUGUAUUUUGAUAGCGUCUGUAUUCCUGUCAUGUCAGAUAAACUUUUUAGGACUUAUCAAAAGAAAAUGAAGUGACAUCUGUGACAGCUUAUUAAGGACUGCGUACAAUGGUUUUGAGAAGUCUCUACUAAUUAGCUAUGAAAUGCUCUAAACAGUUAUGACAUGUAAUAUUUCUUAUGCACAAGACAUUUGCGGGAAAGAUUUCAAACCUAUUCUGGUCUGUCUACCUCCCAUUUUAUCCUCUUCUCCUCUCCCUCUCUCAGUUCUAAUUGCUUGCACUAUUGUUCAGAGUAUUGGUGUAAAUAUUUACAUAUUAAUGAAGUUCUGAUUUUCAUGUUUAUGCCAUUAUUUAAAUCAGUACAUUAACUAUGUAAUAUAUUAUUAUUUAUUUCUUUAUGUUAGCAUUUGUAUAGCGAGAUACUCAUCCUCACAGAAUGUUAUUUACUUAAUUCAGCUAUUGAUUUAUUUUUGUUGUAGAUUGACAGACAUUUUAAUGUGAACUUCAGUUUUCAUGCUGUGCCUGUACAGAGAGAGGAGGUGCUCUUUUUUCAGUGUCAGUGCUGCAUGUUGUUCUUCAGUGAUGUUACUGUAUAUACCGUCUCUCUCACUCUGGCUGUGUCACGACUAAACAGCAUGUCUGAUUGUAUGAGUGUGGAUUUAUAAUGUUGAAUAAGUGUUCCUAUUGCUCCGGUUUUAUUCUGUUCCUGCAGUGGUGCAGGGAAAAAUGUAAUGUUUAUAUUUAUAUCAGGUGUUUAUGUACAUUAUCAAAUACAUUUGGAAUGCAAGAACCUU
Messenger RNA from Anguilla rostrata (American eel), 3286 nucleotides. RefSeq names its product double C2-like domain-containing protein alpha. The transcript has 11 exons. Gene Ontology annotation, biological process: regulation of calcium ion-dependent exocytosis; exocytosis; spontaneous neurotransmitter secretion. Gene Ontology annotation, cellular component: synapse. The record is from RefSeq and is a predicted model, not a curated record. NCBI's taxonomy places the organism in Eukaryota, Metazoa, Chordata, Actinopteri, Anguilliformes, Anguillidae. The coding region runs from base 589 to 1896 and encodes 435 amino acids.